CGUUCCACCCACUAGGCAAGUUUGCCCUUCUCCUCUUUGGGAGGUGCCUGGGGACGCCGGUGAGGGCGAUGGCUGCUCUGUGGCCCUUUAUCCUGGUGGCUGCCUCAGGAAUCCUAGCCUCAGAUACACCUCACCCCAGAAGCUCUGCCCUGCAUCAUCUCACCAAGCAGCUGUUACAGAAAUAUCGCAAGGGGGUGAGGCCGGUUCACAACUGGACCGAGGCCACCACUGUGUACCUGGACAUUUCUGUUUGUGCAGUACUGGAUGUGGAUGCACAGAAUCAAAAAUUGAAGACAAGUAUAUGGUACCAUGAGGUUUGGGAUGAUGGGUUCUUGUCCUGGAACUCCAGCAUGUUUGAUGAGAUUAGAGAGAUCUCCCUACCUCUAAGUGCCAUCUGGGCUCCUGAUAUCAUCAUUAAUGAGUUUGUGGACAGUGAAAGGUCACCCGACCUUCCCUAUGUUUAUGUGAACUCAUCUGGGACCAUUAAGAACUCUAAGCCCAUCCAGGUGGUCUCCGCAUGCAGUUUAGAGACAUACACCUUUCCAUUUGAUAUCCAGAACUGCAGCCUCACCUUCAGGAGCAUUCUGCACACAGUGGAAGAUGUAGACCUGGCCUUCCUGAGGAGCAGAGAAGACAUUAAGCAUGACAAAAAGGCAUUUUUGAAUGAUAGCGAGUGGGAACUUCUUUCUGUGUCCUCAGCCUAUGACAUUCUGCAGAGCAACGCUGGAGAUUUUGCACAGAUUCAGUAUAAUGUCGUGAUUCGCCGGCGCCCACUGGACUAUGUCGUGAGCCUGCUGAUUCCCAGCGUCUUCCUGAUGCUCGUGGACCUGGGGAGCUUCUUCCUACCACCCACCUGCCGCGCCAGGAUUGUGUUCAAGACCAGUGUGCUGGUGGGCUACACCGUGUUCAGGGUCAACGUGUCUGCCAAGAUGCCGAGGAGCUCAGUGCACACCCCUCUGAUCGGCGUCUUCUUCGCAGUCUGUAUGGCCUUCUUGGUUCUCAGCCUGUCGGAAACCAUCCUGUUGGUCAGAUUCCUCCACGAUGGGCAGGGAAGUGGGCAGGAGUGGCCCCUCUGGUGCCUUCGAGGGCACACCGAUUCCGAUGAGCCCAGGAUGGAUCCUGGGGCCCAGCGCGCUGGGGUAACAGAGUCCCGCCUCUCUCAGGAGCACCAGGACCCAUCGGGGACCCUGGAGGAAGCCUGGCCCCAGCUCAGAUCCAUCAGCAGCUCCUUCCAAACCCGAGACCAGGCCCACCGACGGGAGGUGGGGUGGCUGGCCCUCCUGGAGCGCUUCGACCGCCUGCUCUUCCGAGGCUACCUGGCGGUGCUGGGGCUCUACGCCGUCACCCUGUGCUCCCUCUGGGCGCUGUGGAGCCGCUUGUGACCGGGGAGCUUGCUGGUCGCACUGAAUGCUCUCGCCGCAUUUGGGGAGGGCUGAGCGUGUGUGGGAAGUUUGGGGAGGGAGGAGUGGUGGGGUAACCGCCCCCCUUGCCUCUGUCCAAUCACUGCUCACACCUGAGCAGCUUCCGAGGGACUCAGGAGAGACUCACCACCGCAAACAGGUGGGACGGGGGGAGCUGGGAGAGGGGAGCCGGGCCUCUCACCCUGCCUCCCCCUCAGAGUGACCGCCAUCAGCAGUCGCCUUCAGAGCACUAUAGGCACACGCGCGUGCGUGCACACGCACACGCACACGCACACACACACACGCGCACACACACACGUUGUCAUAGAUUUAAGAAGUGUAAGUUGUCUCUGUCUC
Messenger RNA from Manis pentadactyla (Chinese pangolin), 1757 nucleotides. RefSeq names its product 5-hydroxytryptamine receptor 3B (gene HTR3B). The record is from RefSeq and is a predicted model, not a curated record. The coding region runs from base 69 to 1382 and encodes 437 amino acids. Gene Ontology annotation, cellular component: synapse; neuron projection; postsynaptic membrane. The transcript has 9 exons. Gene Ontology annotation, molecular function: extracellular ligand-gated monoatomic ion channel activity; neurotransmitter receptor activity; transmembrane signaling receptor activity. Gene Ontology annotation, biological process: regulation of membrane potential; nervous system process; signal transduction. Lineage: Eukaryota; Metazoa; Chordata; Mammalia; Pholidota; Manidae.